Messenger RNA from Notechis scutatus (mainland tiger snake), 1413 nucleotides. The record is from RefSeq and is a predicted model, not a curated record. Lineage: Eukaryota; Metazoa; Chordata; Lepidosauria; Squamata; Elapidae.
GGCCGUCCCGCUCCCCACCGCCAUUUUGGCCUGUGAGGAACAAAAGAGUUGAGGUGGCUGUUGGUUUGGAGCUGAUUGGAAGAGACUUACUAACCUGGAAUAAAUACUUUCUGGAGGAACAGUUCUGUGUGAGUUGCUUUCACCACCGUCCCAUUGGUCUGUCUAAUGUCCUACAAGGAUGAGUCCGGCAUUUGGAGCUAUGGAAGUGGAGCAUUAUUCCAAAGGCGUCCUCCUGGAGCCUUUUGUUCAUCAGGUUGGGGGUCACUCCUGUGUCCUCCGGUUUAAUGACAAGACCAUCUGUAAGCCCCUUAUUCAGAGAGAACAUCAGUUCUAUGAGACUCUUCCUGCUGAAAUGCAUAAAUUCACUCCUCAGUAUGAAGGAGUGGUAUCUGUAAGCUUUGAAGAGGAUGAAGAUGGAAACUUGUGCCUAAUAGCCUAUCCAUUAAAUGGAGAUCAUGAUAACUUGGAAAGUAUAGAUAAUUCUGACUGUGAACCCAAAAAUAAAUUGCUGCGGUGGAGUAAUAAAAAGACUGUUUUGCUAGAAAAUGAAAAGUUAACUAAAGAAUGGGUCAGGCAGCAUAGAAAAGAAGAAAAAAUGAAAAGGUGUGAUACAGACCACCGUGUUUAUCAGCCAGAUUCUGGCCACUUAAUGUUUAUGAAUAAAUAUCAUGGGAGAAAACUUUCAGUCCAAGGAUUUAAAGAAGCACUUUACCAGUUUUUUCAUAAUGGCAAAUAUCUGCGACGAGAACUCUUUGAAUCUGUUCUAAAGAAACUAACUGAAUUAAAAUCAGUCUUAGAGAAGCAGGAAUCCUACCGCUUUUACUCCAGCUCUUUGCUGAUUAUUUAUGAUGGGAAGGAAUUACAAGAUGUGGUGGAGGACUCGGACCCAGAAGACAUUGAAGGUCUUUCAGAAGAAUCAUCGGAUGAAUCCGCAUGUGCAUAUGCCUACAAGCCUACAAUUAGUUCCGUUGAUGUUCGAAUGAUAGACUUUGCCCACACUACAUGCCGGUAUUACGGAGAAGAUAGCGUGGUGCAUGAGGGCCAAGAUACGGGUUAUGUUUUUGGACUUCAAAAUUUAAUACUUAUUAUUAAAGAAAUAAGGGACGAAAGUAGCGAAUAAACAUUUAGAAUGCAAAACUGUAGAAAGCACUAUAAUGACUCUUUGUAUUCCAGAAAUACCGACCACUUUCUUGUGGUAGCAGCCUGUACAGCCUGUGUUGGGAGAGCCCCAUCAGAGUCAGAGCUGUUCAAAAGAGGGCAUUUCCAUUUAGUGGUGCUAGAUUUAGCACUGACACAUCUGGGUAUCUUUAUUAUUUAUUUUAACUCUUGUAAACAUUCCAUAUUUGAUUAUCCAGAUACCUCCGUUAUUCCUCUCUGUAUAUGUAUCAAUAAAAUAUUUUUGUUCAUUGUAAA